AUGCAUGACCUCCUCCGUCCCGCGAUCCAGUCCCGAAUAGACCUUGGUGUUCUUCAAACCCAACCAACCGAUCCAACCACAACAAUCAACAACUGCACGACUGUUGUCGACUUAUUUCUAAAGGACUCCAAAAAGCCCAAGAACCCCGAAAAGCUGACACAACAGGCAGAUCAAGUCUCUAUUCUGGAUGAAACAAUGCUGUCCGACGUCCAGAUCCUCAUAUUCACCGGCCACGGAACCACCGCCACAGCACUGUGCUUCAUCUUCCACGAGUUCUUCAAGCACCCAUUCGCCCUCGAAUAACUCCACACUGAACAAGACCAAGUCUUUGAUCCAGAUCCAACCCAAUCGUCCCAAGUCCUCCUCCAGUACCCGCAGGAACUAAACGACCUCCGGUAUACCCUGGCCCUCAUCAAAGAAUCCCUGGGACUGCGCGCCGUCAGGGAAGUUGGG
Messenger RNA from Pseudomassariella vexata, 453 nucleotides. RefSeq lists its product as uncharacterized. Lineage: Eukaryota; Fungi; Ascomycota; Sordariomycetes; Amphisphaeriales; Pseudomassariaceae. The transcript has a single exon. Gene Ontology annotation, molecular function: monooxygenase activity; oxidoreductase activity, acting on paired donors, with incorporation or reduction of molecular oxygen; heme binding. Bases 1 to 303 code for a protein of 100 amino acids. The record is from RefSeq and is a predicted model, not a curated record.